Molecule: messenger RNA, 824 nt
Organism: Yamadazyma tenuis ATCC 10573
Lineage: Eukaryota; Fungi; Ascomycota; Pichiomycetes; Serinales; Debaryomycetaceae
Source: RefSeq, a predicted model, not a curated record
AUCUGUUCUUUACAAUGCUGAAACUUGAAUGUUCUGUCGAUUGUACGCCGAAUGGCUGCAAGGUAACACUACCUUCCAACCUGACCAACCUGCUGACACUCAACCUUGACUUUGACAAUGGUAACGAGGUCAAAAUCUGGUUUAACGAACCCAUGUUAUAUAGCCAGAAAGAAAAAUCUCUUACAUUUGAAUACACCCUCGAUUGUACUCCGGAUGGCUGCAAAUUACUGUCCCUGACCAACCUGACCAAAUGGGACUUUGAUUUUGAUGAUGGUAAGGAGGUCAUCUUCUCGUUUAACCAACCGUUUUUGUAUUACCAGAAGCAAAAAGAAAAAGUUACUUCGGGAAGUAGUUCGACUUUCAUGAACAACAAAUGUUCAAUUGUUUUAUUUCUUUUGAUGACCUCAAUGUUCUUUUGAGUAUUUGAGUGACGGUUUCUAAUGCUUGAAGAAGCAUUUACUAUAGAGUUCAUCUAAUAUAAAUCUUUAUGAAGUCUUUGUGCUCAAUGAUCUAAGUUUGUGAUAUACGACCGAUCUUUCGGUCUCAAGUGCAAUAAUCGUGUGACUUUGACGGCACCGCGCGGUGGCUAAAGGAACAUUUCCAAAAUCUAACUCUCAACAGUGGCUUAUUGAUGAUUGGUGAUAAGGAGAUUAUAGGGUUUAUAAGAGCUCUAUUGCGUCUGGAUUAUAUCCAAAAGCCUCUCCAGCGAUGAUAAGGAAUAGUUCUGGAUAUUUGUUUUGGGAGUCUACAAAAUGCAAAAGCGGCAUCUUGACGGGCGUUUCUGUAGUUUUUUAAGUACGUUGCAUAAAGCCACAAUAACGUUC